UAUAAAUUGGUUCAUAAGUAUUUAUAUUAUUAUAUAGACAACUUAUUUUCCCGAAAUAGGAACACAGCAGAAGUGUUCCAAUGACUAUAAGAAGGCCACCUCCCUGGAAUUACGCUGCUGUCUGUAACCCAUCCUAGGUCUCAUAGUUCAAGCUAAUCAUUGACAGGGCUUUUACAAUCACAAGCUUUUACUGAAGCUUUGAUAAGACACUGCAACAGUUAGUGGCAAAUGAAGGCAGACUGUGCAGCAGGGGACUCUAGGGAAUGAAUGGAUUUUCUCCAGCACCAGUGAAAGAAAUCUGACUUUCAACACACACACUAUAGAAGCACACAAUGUGUGGCCGAAGACUGACGAGAUCUGUUGCUUUUUGGGCAUUUAUUUUCAUAAGGACAGUUACUGGGCUUGCCGGGGAAGGAAGAUCGGUGUGGAAAAGAGAUCUUAACUUCAGUCCUGUGAAUGGCACCCAGGUGUUUCUGUAUGACACUUUCCCCAAAAGAUUUCUUUGGGGAGUAGGCACUGGAGCAUUUCAGGUGGAAGGUGGCUGGAAGAAGGAUGGAAAGGGACCUUCAAUAUGGGACCACUUCAUGCACUCAGAUAUCAGAGAUGCUGCUAGCAUAGAUGACUCCAGCAACAGUUACACUUUUCUGGACAAAGAUUUGUCAGCUCUGAAUUUUUUGGGGGUUACUUUUUAUCAAUUUUCAGUUUCAUGGCCAAGGCUCUUUCCUACAGGGGUGGUAACAAAUGCCAAUGAAAAAGGACUCCACUACUACAAUACUCUCAUUGACUCUCUAGUCCACAGACAUAUUGAGCCCAUAGUAACUCUGUACCAUUGGGACCUACCUUUGGCGCUGCAAGAAAUAUAUGGGGGGUGGAAAAAUGAAUCGAUAAUUGAUAUCUUCAGUGACUAUGCAACUUUUUGUUUCCAAAUGUUUGGGGACCGUGUUAAGUACUGGAUUACAAUCCACAAUCCUUAUUUAGUUGCCUGGCACGGGUAUGGAACAGGUAUGCAUGCACCUGGAGAAAGAGGGAAAAUAGCAGCUGUCUAUACUGUAGGACACAAUCUGAUCAAGGCUCAUGCAAAAGUUUGGCAUAACUACAACACACACUUUCGGCUAUAUCAGAAGGGGUUUUUGUCAAUAACAUUGGGAUCACAUUGGAUUGAACCUAACAAAUCAAAUGAUACUUUGGACAUUAAUAAGUGCCAGCAGUCCAUGGAAAGGGUGCUAGGAUGGUUUGCCAAGCCCAUUCAUGGGGAUGGAGACUACCCAGAAGAACUGAAAAAUAAAUUAUAUUCUAUUCUGCCCAAUUUUACUGAGUCCGAGAAAAACUAUAUAAAAGGAACAGCUGACUUCUUUGCAUUUUCCUUUGGUCCUAAUAAUUUUAAACCCCCAAACACACUAGCUAAAAUGGGACAAAAUUUGUCACUCAAUUUGCGGGAAGCACUGAAUUGGAUUAAAUUAGAAUACACCAAUCCCAGAAUCCUCAUUGCAGAAAAUGGUUGGUUCACUGACAGCCAUGUGAAAACAGAAGACACCACAGCCAUCUACAUGAUGAAGAACUUCAUUAAUAAGGUUUUACAAGCUAUUAAAUACGACAGAAUAGAUGUGUUUGGUUAUACCGCUUGGUCUCUUCUUGAUGGUUUUGAAUGGCAACAUGCUUACAGCACUAGACGUGGGCUAUUUUAUGUAGAUUUCAGCAGUAAACAGAAAGAGAGGAUUCCGAAGUCAUCUGCAUUGUAUUACAAGGAAAUAAUUGAAAGAAAUGGCUUCUUCCUCAAAGAGUCUACUGAAGCUUUGCAAGGUCAAUUUCCCUGUGACUUUUCCUGGGGUAUUACAGAAGCUGUUCUGAAGGCAGAAACUGUGGCUUCCUCUCCACAGUUCUGUGAUCCUAAUUUGUAUCUCUGGAACAUCUCUGGAGAUGGGCUUUUGCACCGAGUUAAAGGAGUGAAGCUGAAAACCCGACCAGCUCAGUGUACUGAUUUUGUCAGUAUUAAAAAACAACUUGAUCUCCUGGACAAAAUGGAAGUAACACAUUACAGAUUUGCACUUGACUGGUCAUUAAUUUUACCUAACGGGGAUCUGUCAGCCAUCAACAGACAAGUUCUCCGAUAUUACAGAUGUGUGAUUAGAGAAUUACUGAAACUCAAUAUUAAAUCUAUGGUCUCCUUAUACUAUCCAACACACGCCUAUUUAGGCUUGCCUGGUCCUUUGGUGCAGAGAGGAGGAUGGCUAAAUCAGUCUACUGUUCAGGCUUUUCAGAACUACGCAGCUUUGUGUUUUCAGGAACUUGGUGACUUGGUUAAACUCUGGAUCACAAUAAAUGAGCCAAACCGAUUAAGCGAUGUCUAUAAUAGUAGCAGCAAUGAUACCUAUCAGGCAGCACAUAAUUUACUGAUAGCACAUGCUAGGGCCUGGCAAAUAUAUGACCAGCAAUACAGAUCUUUUCAGCAUGGUCUAGUGUCUUUGUCUCUGCAUUCAGAUUGGGCUGAGCCUGCCAAUCCCUAUUUUGAUUCUCACUUAAAAGCUGCUGAAAGAUUUCUUCAGUUUGAAAUAGCCUGGUUUGCCGAUCCAAUUUUUAAGACAGGGGACUAUCCAGCAGCCAUGAGGGAAUACAUUGUAUCUAAAAACAAAAGAGGACUCUCAAGUUCCUUCUUGCCAUAUUUCACAGAUGAAGAAAAAAAACUUGUUAAAGGUGCAGCUGAUUUCUAUGCACUGAAUCAUUUUACAACAAGAUUUGUGAUUCAUGAACUUCAAAAUGGGAGCUGGUAUGAAUUUGAUCGGGAUGUUCAAUUCCUGCAGGAUAUCACAUGCCUGAGUUCCCCAUCUCGUUUGGCAGUGGUACCCUGGGGGAUGCGCAAAGUUCUAAAAUGGAUUAAAAAAACCUAUGGUGAUAUAGAUGUUUAUAUCACAGCAAAUGGGAUUGACGACCAGUCUUUAGCGAAUGAUGAACUUCGAAACUAUUACUUAGGAAAAUAUACCCAGGAGGUUUUAAAAGCUUAUCAUAUUGAUAAAGUAAAGAUUAAAGGGUAUUAUGCAUUUAAACUGACUGAAGAAAAAUCAAAACCCAGAUUUGGAUUCUUCACUUCUGAUUCAAGAGCCAAGCCUUCUAUACAAAUUUACAAUAACCUGAUUAGCAACAAUGGCUUUCCUGCAGAGUAUUCCCGUGAACUGUGUGAUAAAUCAGAUGACAAAACACGCUGUAGCUUCUGCUUAUUUCUCUCACAGAAGAAGCCUCUGAUAUUCUUUGGCUGCUGCCUUUUCUCUACUUUUGUCCUGCUUCUAACAAUUAUAAUUUUUCACAAAAGAAAAAGAAGAAAACUGUAUAGGACAAAAAACUUCAAGGACAUCUGUUUCCCAUUUAAAAGGGGACACAAAGCCACUCUCAACUAGAUUCAUCACUAUCUGCUUUCUGUAUAGUAUAAUGGGGAUGGGAAAAUUACUGAGAAGCACUAUGUGAGUCACUCCAGUUAUACACACCAAGUAACAUUCAGUGGAGAAAUCUAAAAUUACACACAGGGAGAAGAAAAACUGUGAUGGAUACCUGUGAUUUUUACCUAGCUUUUGAAGCAAGUUCAAUGCUUUCUCCCUGUGCCUUGGAAUAUUCUGUUAACUAGUUUGACUUUAAAAUAUAUUAAGCUGUGAGAACUAAUCUGCACUUUACACACACACUCUCACUCUCACUCUCUCAGAAAUUUUUGUGAUGGACAUUCAGAUAUGUUUGGUCAUUGAUAAGUUUGUUUCUGCAGCUGUUUGCAAAUGUGACCGUUUUAAAACAAGACCAGUUAAUCAAAUUCAACACCCAAGGAUUAAAUAGUUUGGAUCCAAUUCUGGUUUUAGUUCCAUAGGCAUAAAUCUGACAAUCUUCAUCAUUGACAUAAUGGAGACUAUUAAAACAGGCUAUUAAGACAUCACAUAAAAUAGAGAUGCACUAUACAUCAUAUGUAUUUAUUUCUGGAAAAUGUGCAAACUGUGAACCUUCUGUACUCCUGGUAAACUGCCAGUGAAGCCCUCAGUGUUGCAAAGAUUGGGCAGCCUCUUAUAAAGAAGUCUAUUCUCUCAAGAAUUCUGUACUCUAUUAAAAAUUACAUUUUCAGACUAUUAGGCAUGUCUUUCAAAUCAAGCUUAUUUUCACUAAACCUCUUGUCCAACAUAUUUGUGUUUGUACAGAUUACAUAUGCAUCCUAUAAUGUUCCUUACAAACAGCAUUGUCUGUGUCAAAGCUUCAGCACUCAGGCUCAAUUAGGCUAUUGCUACACUACAGAGUCUUUGGCAUAAAAGCUCCCCAAUAUAAAUGCAUCAUAUGCAGAAAAUUUUGUGAUGUAGAAAAACCAUGGCCCCCCAUCAAUAAUGAAUUCUGCUGCCAAAAGCAGUCUUUUGUGAAAAUAGCUGCGUCUAUUCAACGUUGUUGGGAUUUUAUCACAGCUGAGUCAGUCAGGGGGGUGUUUUUUCUGUGCCUUGCCAACAAAGAAGUACUUGAAUUUGCACUAGAAACCAAAACACGUCCCUUAGUUAAAUGUCGAUGGAUAUUAAAUGAUACUCUUUUUGGAAACCGGUGGUUUUGGUACAGCUAGUCUGUUGUCUGGAUAAGUAUACUGACUAUGCUAGCAUGGAGUCUUAUAUACCAAUUGUAAUUCUUGGUCCUUCUGCUCCCAGAGCAAAUUUGGGUUCUUUGCUGUCCAGAAUUUAAACACCUCAUAUCUCAACCAUGCCUCAUCCCCAGUACAUGGCAUGUGCUAUGCUAUCUAAAUAUUAAAAUAUAAAGAUCUCUCUCCAUGGAUUCCUUUCACAUUGAACUUGCAUAUAGAUAAAAGGCUAGUAUACAAAUCUCUAGUGCAGUUUUCUCCAACCCUGGCUUCCCCUGGCACAAAAGGGUGAACAUAUCUACAGACUCCCCUUUCCAAUUUUUCUCAAGUGUUUCAUAAAUGGGCACCAAGGGAUGUACCAAUUCCUGUAUACUGUACAUUCUCAUGCUCCCCCCACCCUUCUAAAUAGAUGUGGCCUUUAAGAGUUUCACUGUGUUUAGGAAUGUACAGCCUGCUACCUCCUGGGGAAGGGUGGAAGCACCAGCUCCCCUCUAUUUCAGUCUAAAUAUGUCAUGGGUACAUUGCCCCAUUCAAUCCCUCUUUCAGUCACCUCCCUCCUCAGCUCAGAGACAUGCUUCCCCCACACCUGAGCCUCAUCUGCCUGAGGCAAAGUUUUGCACUACCCCAGGUGGAGGCAGAGCUGCAGCUCUGAACAUGGUGCCUACUGGUGCAGCCCAGGGAGGCAAGCUGGGAUGCUUGAGUAUUCCUACAGGGAGCCUCCUAAUUGACCAACAAUGGUCAAAUAAGAGGAUCCCUUCAGAUCACCCUUCCUCCAUAUUGGCCUCUGAGCCCAAGUCUCCGUUCCCAGGCACCCUGUGCAGUGCUCCCUUAAUCAAACCUCCUCCAACAAAGCCACAAUACUGAUACCAUCACCACCUGCUUCAGGCUGCACAACCCUAGCACUGAGCCCAGCUCUGGUGUGCCUGCCACCUUCAGUGGCCUGUCUUGACUGUUGCCACUACCAUCCAGCCUCAGGUGCUCACCACAGGAGUAGGUGCUGCUCAGUUACAGCUUUAUCCCUGCCCUUCCUGGAGGCAAGGGUACGUGAGUAUUGUAAUUGGCCUAGGCAGCUGCUGCAGUACUACAGCUGAAUUCUCCUGCAGGACCCUCUUCUAGGUGUUGCUUCAACAGCCAGCUAGCCACACAAAAAGAUGAGUAGACUAUAAGGAAGACUUUACAUUGAGAAGGGGAUGCCAUGAGCCAGUUGCAUGCCACGUGCCACUGUCUGGCCAAAGGAAGAAAAGAAGCACUUUCCAGCUGUUGCACCAGAGACAUAGUGGUCUCUCCCUGCCGCCUCCACUAUUGUCCCAUUCAGUCAACAGGAGGCAAAAAAGCCCCUUCAGAACCAGGAAGGCUCUGCCCCCCUAAGACAGGAAUGGAGUUGGAGGUAAUGAAAUUAACAUUAACCCCACUUGUGUAGGCAUGACCACAUACAUAUAUGGAUCAUUAGGGAUGUAAGAGCUCAUUUAAUUGGUUAACCAGUUAACCUAGUAGUCACCAACCAGCAGAUAGUGUUCUACUGGUAGAUCUUUGAGCCUUUGACAGGUGAUCCUGACAGGUUUGACCAGGAGACUGUAAAGUGCCCCUCUAAGAACUGGCAUGUUGCUCCUGCCCUCUGCUUUGAAACUGUCACCCAGUCCCAAGAACCUCUUGCUUGCUGUGCAGAACACAGGAAGAGGAGGUACUAAUGUCAGGGUGCCCCUCCACCCUUGUACCCCAUCUCUACAGAGCAGAGGGGGGCAGGGAUGGAGAGAGUUUGCUGGCUGCUUUUGGAAGUGGUGCAGGGCCAGAGUAGGGGUGAGCCUGCCUUAGUCCCCUGCACCACCACCCAGGAGCCACCUGUGGUAAGCGGUGCCCAGCUGGAACCUGCAUUCCAAACCAUGGCCCCAGUCCUGAACCCCUCCUGCGCCCUAAACCACUAGCCUAGCUCUCUGUCCCACUGCUCCCAAACUCCCCAGAGCCUUCAACCUGAACCCCCUUCUGCAUCCCAACUCCCAGUCCCAGCCAAGAACCCCUCCCACACUCCAAAUCCAUUAGCCCAAGAUCAGAGUCCACAUCCCCCUCCCCCCACACCCUAGCUCUCUACCCCCAGCCUGAGAAAAUUGAGUUUGAGGGAGGGAGGAUGGAGUGAACAGGGGCAGGGCCUUGUACAAGGGGCAGGAAAGAGGCAGGGCAAGGGUGUUUGGGUUUUAGGUGGUUCCUGGAUGGCAUUUAAAUUUAAAAAGUGAUCUCAUGUUUAAAAAGGCUGAAGACUACUGAGUUAACCAUUUAAAGGACGGGGGCCCUUCAGCCUGACAUGGGGCAGCCCCUGCUUGCGGGCACCCAUGCCUGCAAUGGACAGAGGAUGCUCCAUCCAGACAGAACAGACCAUCUGAAGUGGGCCUCAUGGGGACAGGAGCCCCAUGCCCAUGGCGGGCAAGGAGUUGCUCCACCACCCCACCUGGGAUGGGACAAGAAGCAGCUAGCAGGCUAGAUCCAGCGCACAGCCACCUCAUCAGCACCCUUUCCACACAGCAGCUUACUGCUGUUUUAAAGACCUGGUUGCUAAUUGCUCUGCCAGCUGGGGACGCACAGAAGACUUCAUGCACUGUUCCCACCCCCCAGCAAAAUCCUUCAGUUCCUAUUGGCCAGUUUCCAGCCAAUAGGAGCUGAGAAAUUUUACUGGAGGCAAUGACAGAGCAAAGCCUUUUUCCCCUCCCCCUCUGUGCUGGAGCAGAGCCAUGUGGAGCUGCCAGCCCAGCAGAUUGGCAUGGAGCCUGUUUCAGGUUCCUGCUGGGCUGAUGCUGGGAGCCACCUUGGUAACCACCACCCAGCCACAGUCUGUCUAGCACCCUGUUCCCCUCCCCAACUACCUGCCCCAGGUCACCACCCAAAACUUCUGUAUCCCCGCAUCCCACCUCCUCCAGAUCAACUCCCUCCCAGACUCUGCACCCCUUCUUCCCUCCUCCCCCAAGCCAGAAUCCUCUCAUGCACCCAUACUCCCUCCUGGUCCCUACACCUCAAGCCCCUGA
Molecule: messenger RNA, 7593 nt
Organism: Pelodiscus sinensis (Chinese soft-shelled turtle)
Lineage: Eukaryota; Metazoa; Chordata; Testudines; Trionychidae
Gene: KLB
Product: klotho beta
Biological process (GO): carbohydrate metabolic process
Molecular function (GO): hydrolase activity, hydrolyzing O-glycosyl compounds
Source: RefSeq, a predicted model, not a curated record